Messenger RNA from Hordeum vulgare subsp. vulgare (domesticated barley), 2020 nucleotides. Its product is annotated as cytochrome P450 94C1-like. Gene Ontology annotation, molecular function: iron ion binding; oxidoreductase activity, acting on paired donors, with incorporation or reduction of molecular oxygen; monooxygenase activity. The transcript has a single exon. Bases 118 to 1671 code for a protein of 517 amino acids. The record is from RefSeq and is a predicted model, not a curated record. Lineage: Eukaryota; Viridiplantae; Streptophyta; Magnoliopsida; Poales; Poaceae.
GUAUAAAACGGCGCGCGCAGAGAGCCGCACCGCACACACCACGAUAAAAGCAGGGCGCACGCGCGUGAAAGGAAGGAGCUCAGGGAAAGACCCGAUCGACAUUCUUCUUCCUUCCUCAUGGGCGCGGGCGCGGGCCACGUCGCUGCGCACGCCCUGGCGAGUUCCCUGCAGCCGCAGGUGGCCGCCGUCUUCUUCGCCUCGGCCGUGUGCACGCUGGCCCUCGCCGUCCUCCUGGCGACCAUGCGGCUGCGCCCGCCGUGGUGGUGCGCGUGCUCGGUGUGCGAGGCGUACCUGACGGCGUCGUGGACGGGCGAGUUCGACAACCUCUGCGACUGGUUCGCGCACCUGCUGCGCCGCGAGCCUGGGCGGACCGUGCACGUGCACGUGCUCGGGAACGUCCUCACCGCCAACCCGGCCACCGUCGAGCACAUGCUCCGCGGCCGCUUCGACAACUACCCCAAGGGCGCCCCCUUCUCCGCCAUCCUCGCCGACUUCCUCGGCCGCGGCAUAUUCAACGUCGACGGCGACCCCUGGCUCUUCCAGCGCAAGCUCGCGGCGGCCGAGCUCGCCUCCCCGGCGAUCCGCGCCUUCACGGCCAGCGUCGUCUCCUCCGAGCUGAGGUGCCGCCUCAUUCCUCUGCUCCACUCUGCCACCGCUGGGCAGGGCGGCGACAAGUUGCUGGACCUGCAGGACGUGUUCCGCCGCUUCGCUUUCGACUGCAUAUGCAAGAUCUCCUUCGGCCUCGACCCCGGCUGCCUCGAGCUGUCCCUGCCUAUGUCGGCCUUCGCCAACGCUUUCGACACGGCGUCGAUGCUCUCGGCGAGGCGAGCGACGGCGCCCAUGCAUGUGCUGUGGAAGCUUAAGAGGUUACUCAACAUAGGGGAUGAGCGGGAGCUCCGCGACGCGAUCGGCCUCGUCGACGAUCUCGCGGCCGAGGUCAUCCGGCAGCGCCGCAAGCUUCGGUCCGCCACCUCGGGCGACGACCUCCUGUCGCGCUUCAUGGGCUCCAUCAACGACGACAAGUACCUCCGCGACAUCAUCGUAAGCUUCAUGCUGGCCGGCCGCGACACCGUCGCCUCGGCUCUCACCGCCUUCUUUUUGCUCCUCUCCGACCACCCCCACGUCGCCGACGCGAUCCGUGACGAAGUCUUCCGCGUGGCCGGAGGGAGAGGCGAAGGCCAUCCCACGACCGCCACGUCCGGCGAGCUCAAGCGCAUGCACUACGUGCACGCGGCUCUGUUCGAGUGCAUGCGGCUGUUCCCGCCGGUGCAGUUCGACUCCAAGUUCGCCGCCGGGGAGGACACGCUCCCGGACGGCACGCCCGUGGCCAAGGGCACCCGGGUGACCUACCACGCGUACGCCAUGGGACGAAUGGAGUCCGUGUGGGGCCCCGACUGCGCCGAGUUCCGGCCGGAGAGGUGGCUCCGCGGCGGGCAGUUCGUGCCGGAGAGCCCGUACCGCUACCCGGUGUUCCAGGGCGGCGUGCGCGUCUGCAUUGGCAAGGAGCUCGCCAUCAUGGAGAUGAAGGCAGCCAUCGUGGCCGUGGUCCAGAGUUUCGACAUCGAGGCAGUCGGCCGGAGCUCGCGACGGCCCAAGUUCGCGGCGGGGCUAACGGCAACGUUCGUCGGGGGAGUGCCGGUGAGGGUGCGCCGGCGAGCGAGCCAGGUUUAGCUUAGUCAAACGUCGCCGUCAGCCACACGGGGCGGAUCUAUUCGUCCCAUCUUUGCUUAGGGGCCGCACAUUGGAUGAGAUCAUGCGCACGCAAAGUUAUUGUAAUCUACUACUACUCCACAAAGACCAGCACCCAUUCUGGUGACUGGUGAGUGCACCCAGCCUCCACUCCCGGGUACUCUGGCGGAUUAGGCUAAAUGACCUUUCCUCAAUUCAAUGGCGACUUGGGCAAAGGGUGCAGCUGCCAGAAAUCUUUCCGACUUCAACGCACGAGGUCGUGGCUCCGAUGCCAUUCCUGAGAAAAGUUGCAGACUCAAAGUUGCAUAAUACUAGAUGUUCUUCCCCUGAA